AUGGGCAGAAGAUCUCAUUCCGACCGCAACCUGUUAAAGCAUAAAAGGAGAGCGGAGAAGGAUUCAAAUGGCAACGGCUUAGAACACGAUGCUAUUACUAUUGAUGCUGCCAUCGAGAAGCCUUCAAUCCGAGCUGUAUGCAAAGAAAUGGCACCAGCUGAUUCAGAAUCCACUUUGAAAUACGCUCUAGCAGAGUUGAUACGCAAACCAGCUUCUCAGGAAGGCUGUGCUAAUUCGUCUUUCACGUCUAUUACUCAGAGCAAAUUUGCGAGGACUUUGACAUUGGAACAUGAGACUACCAGGGCCUCAGUAAAGAGGGAGCAGCGGGAGUGCCUUGGCUACGUCAAGUGCACUUAUAGUCGACGGAAUGUGGCGGCAAUAACUGCAGACGAUCUGACGGCAGCAGACCCCAUGUUAAAUGUCAUUCACAUUUUACACCAUAACUGUGUACCAGUGCCAGUUCACUGGCGGCUACGCAAUGGCAGAUUCUUGUCCGAGCAUGUGCCCAAGUACACAGUCGCUUCGAAACAUCAAAACGUGUACCAGAUACCUCUAUUUGCAGCAAAGCUCUAUAACCCAAAGGAUAUCUAUGCGAGAUUCCAGAGGUCGAGCAGAGAAAGUAAGCAGUACAGUGCUUCACAGACUGUUGUCAUAACCUAUGAGCAUCGUACCAAUUGGGUAACUAUACCGCUUCUCUCACAUGGAGACCUUUACCAAGAAGCGCGCAGCAGUAUAAUUGGUCGUUCCGCAUACUCUCCAGGCACCAUGUCUGAUGAGUUACGUGAAGCAUUGAACAUGCAGCCAAAUGAUCCACCUCCGUGGCUAGCCCGUCAAAGCCUAUUGCUUAAACCUUCAUGGCUCCAGGAUAUCUCCAUCGCAGCGCUGAACGUAUCUGCUCCUAAGCAGGAGACACCUCUGCUGCGCUUCUGA
Messenger RNA from Giardia duodenalis, 930 nucleotides. RefSeq names its product PSP domain-containing protein. Gene Ontology annotation, biological process: mRNA splicing, via spliceosome. The transcript has a single exon. Gene Ontology annotation, cellular component: U2 snRNP; U2-type spliceosomal complex; precatalytic spliceosome. The coding region runs from base 1 to 930 and encodes 309 amino acids. Lineage: Eukaryota; Fornicata; Diplomonadida; Hexamitidae. The record is from RefSeq and is a predicted model, not a curated record.